ACCGCCAACAACUUCCUUAGCUCCAAAUUUAUGCGUUCAUGGGACUUUGCUCCAGUUUCUGCGUCUGCCUGGAGAGGCUGAGAGCCGGCAGACCCGCCGCUGCAGCCGGCUCUGACGAUGCCGAGGACGGAAUUGACUCGUUCAACCUCUUCUUCGACCUCCAGGAGCUGCAAAUCGCCACCGGUUUCUUCUCCGAGCUCAACAAACUCGGCCACGGAGGAUUCGGCCCCGUUUACAAGGGCUUGAUGCCAAAUUGUCAAGAAAUAGCUGUAAAGAAGCUUUCGUUAGAUUCCCCGCAAGGAGCUACAGAAUUCACCAACGAGGUGAAACUGUUACUGAGAGUUCAACACAAGAAUUUGGUCACGUUAUUGGGAUGUUGUGUAGAAGGGCCUGAGAAGAUGUUGGUUUACGAGUAUCUCCCAAACAAAAGCCUCGAUUACUUUCUUUUCGAUAAACAGAAAUCUGGAAGCUUGGAUUGGACGACAAGGUUUCAGGUGAUUAAGGGUGUGGCAAGAGGUCUUCUCUACCUUCAUGAAGAGACCCCGGAAAGAAUCAUUCAUAGGGACAUCAAAGCUAGUAAUAUAUUACUAGAUGAGAAGCUGAACCCGAAAAUCUCGGAUUGUGGCUUGGCAAGACUCUUUCCUGGGGAGGACACUCAUAUCAAUACAUUUCGGAUUUCUGGCACUCAUGGUUAUAUGGCUCCUGAAUAUGCAAUGCAUGGAUAUUUAUCGGUGAAGACGGAUGUUUUCAGUUACGGAGUCUUGGUGUUAGAGAUCAUCAGUGGGAGAAAGAACCACGAUGGGCAGCUUGAAAGAGAAAAGGCCGACCUCUUGAGCUAUACAUGGAUGCUGCAUCAAGGAGGGAAAGCAUUGGACUUGGUUGACCCAAACCUGGCCAGGUGCAAUCCCGUCGAGGCAGCAAUGUGCGUUCAGCUAGGAAUUCUAUGUUGUCAAGCAAGUGUUGCAGAAAGGCCGGACAUGAAAUCCAUCUAUCUCAUGUUAUCGAGCGAUUCAUUUACUUUGCCGAGGCCAGGUAAACCUGGAUUCCAGGGCCGUAGAGGAUGUUGGACAACCACCCCUACCUCCGCUUUUACCAACAAUACUAAUGCCAGUAGUCGCGGGAGCAGUUUUGGUGAGGAACAUUCUAGAAAUUGGAUGUCUCAUUCUUCUAUCGACGAAGGUAGAUGAUUAAUAAUAACCUUCAUUUGUAAUUCAAUUGUGUUGUGAGCUCCAUUUUUGUGAUGUAAAGUGAUAGUGUACGAGAAUCGGGUUCGGAUUCUGUUGGGCUAAGUUACGUAAAUUCUUGUGGGAUUAAGUUUACUUGUACACCAAGUCACUUGACUAGUAUAUAUUUGUACCUUGUGUUAUCAAUUGAAAUCAAUC
This is a messenger RNA of Malus domestica (apple), 1382 nucleotides long. RefSeq names its product cysteine-rich receptor-like protein kinase 10. Gene Ontology annotation, biological process: protein phosphorylation. NCBI's taxonomy places the organism in Eukaryota, Viridiplantae, Streptophyta, Magnoliopsida, Rosales, Rosaceae. Gene Ontology annotation, molecular function: protein serine/threonine kinase activity; ATP binding. Gene Ontology annotation, cellular component: plasma membrane. The record is from RefSeq and is a predicted model, not a curated record.